Macadamia integrifolia is the source of this 648-nucleotide messenger RNA. The record is from the annotation of a RefSeq genome assembly. NCBI's taxonomy places the organism in Eukaryota, Viridiplantae, Streptophyta, Magnoliopsida, Proteales, Proteaceae.
AUGGGUCAAAAAAUAAAUCCACUUGGUUUCAGACUUGGUACAACCCAAAGUCAUCAUUCCCUUUGGUUUGCGCAACCAAAAAAUUAUUCCGAGGGUCUCCAGGAAGAUCAAAAAAUCCGGGAUUGUAUCAAGAAUUAUGUACAAAAAAAUAAGAGAAUAGUCGAGGGAAUUGCACGUAUAGAGAUUCAAAAAAGAAUCGAUCUGAUCCAGGUCAUAAUCCAUAUGGGAUUCCCAAAGUUGUUAAUAGAGGAGAGACCACGAGGAAUCGAAGAAUUACAGAUCAAUGUACAAAAAAAGUUUUAUUCUGUGAAUCGAAAACUCAACAUUUCUAUCACAAGAAUUGCAAGACCUUAUGGACAACCUAAUAUUCUUGCAGAAUAUAUAGCUGGACAAUUAAAAAAUAGAGUUUCAUUUCGAAAGGCAAUGAAAAAAGCUAUUGAAUUAACUGAACAAGCAGAUACAAAAGGAAUUCAAAUACAAAUUGCAGGGCGUAUUGACGGAAAAGAAAUUGCACGUGUCGAAUGGAUCAGAGAAGGCAGGGUUCCCCUACAAACCAUUCGAGCUAAAAUUGAUUAUUGUUCCUAUACCGUUCGAACUAUCUAUGGGGUAUUAGGCAUCAAAAUUUGGAUAUUUAUAGAAGAGGAAUAA